AUGUUGGGUGCACUCUUGUUGGCCCUUCAGACUACUUCUUUUGCUAUCUUGAUUAGCAAUGUCGCGGCCACUGAUUCCAACAACUACGAGCUCGACCAUGUUUUCGACAAACGACAAAACUACACCUGCAGUACCGCGGGGCUCGAGGACGUCUGCGAAACGAACACAGAGGACUGCAUUAAUGCAAUGUGUGCAUCAUGCUCUGGCUAUGUCUACAUUGCCAACUGUUGCGCCUUGUCCAGCUACACGGAGAUGAUGCAGUGUAUUCUCGAGCUGGAAAGCAAUCCAGCCGAGCUCACCGAGACUGUAGCGCCUACAUCAACCACCAGUGCCGACACAAGCACCAUCACCGCGUCCUCGAACGUCACUGGGAUAGCAGCAUGUUCAGACUGGGAAGCAAUGGUGUUUGGGUGCGUAGAUGAUACGCCCGGCUUCACCACAGAGGUGUUCAGUCAACAGGCACGCUGCUUGUGCUACAGCAAUGGCACAUAUCGGCCUGACCUCUACGACGGCAUGUUCUCGGGCUGUCUUGCCUACCUUUCCACCGCAGAUCCUGCAGGGUAUUCGAGCGUCGUUACCGCGGGCUCUGUCGAUUCGGCACCGUGCAAAAACCUGGCCACGGCCACACCCUCAUCUUCUGGCACCCAUUACAUCGGGCAUUUGACCAGCAGCACGUCGACAGCUGCUGCUACCUCGGUGACACCAGGUCCAACAACAUUUACAGGUCCCACACAGACACCAGCGGCGGAGAGCAACGGAAGCACAGGCCUAGAAUCGAGUCGUCCGAUUUCACUAGGCUGGUUCCUGUGGCUCUGGGGGACUUGCGUGGUGGUGGCCACACUGUUGUAA
Messenger RNA from Fonsecaea multimorphosa CBS 102226, 849 nucleotides. RefSeq lists its product as uncharacterized. The transcript has 2 exons. The coding region runs from base 1 to 849 and encodes 282 amino acids. NCBI's taxonomy places the organism in Eukaryota, Fungi, Ascomycota, Eurotiomycetes, Chaetothyriales, Herpotrichiellaceae. The record is from RefSeq and is a predicted model, not a curated record.